AUGAGAUACAUUUCAUCCCUUAGAAGUCCAAAGAAAGAAGAACAUGAAGUACCAGAAGCUAUCACUCCAAAACUACCACCAAACUUCAACAAAUCUUACACCAAUGAAGAUUUCUAUCUUUUCGACGAGCUCAAAGAGUACUUGAACAUCGAAGAAGAAGAAGAAAAGCAAACGUUAUCACCACAAAAUACAUGUAACAGUAGUAAUGAACUUCAUUGGGAUUUCAUGGAAUGGGAUGAAUUUCCAUUUGAUGAAGGGAAAGAUGAUAACAUAAGCAAAUGCAAUUUUGAGGUGAAGAGAGAAAAUUUCAAUGAUGGAUUUUGGGAAGUGGAUGAUGAAAAUAGUGUUGCUUUGAAAUUGAAAUUGAAUUUGAAUUUGAAUUUGAAUUAUCAAGAUGUUUUGGAUGCAUGGUCUGACCGUGGCUCUCCUUGGGCUGAUGAUUAUUCUCUUUCAUUGUCUUCCUCCAACAAUUGCUCUUAUAUGGGAGAAGUGCCAAUAUUGGAAGAAGAGAGAACAAGAAGAGAAGCAAGUGUUCUUAGGUACAAAGAGAAACGUCAGAACAGAUUGUUCACUAAGAAGAUAAGAUACCAAGUUCGGAAAUUAAACGCUGAUAAAAGACCAAGAAUCAAGGGUCGCUUUGUGAAGAGACAUUGA
Vicia faba (fava bean) is the source of this 654-nucleotide messenger RNA. The record is from the annotation of a GenBank genome assembly. Lineage: Eukaryota; Viridiplantae; Streptophyta; Magnoliopsida; Fabales; Fabaceae.